Molecule: messenger RNA, 594 nt
Organism: Symbiodinium pilosum
Lineage: Eukaryota; Dinophyceae; Suessiales; Symbiodiniaceae
Source: the annotation of a GenBank genome assembly
AUGGCCAUGAAUGUCAUUGGCAGGGUGGAGGAGCUUACAGACUCGGAGCCCGAGGCCCCAACUCCAAAGCCACCAUCAGUCCCAACCUCAACGAAGCGCGAAGAAAAGCAGACAAAUCCAAAGCCUGCUGGGAAAGCAAAGAGCCAGUCAAAGGUGCUCAAACGACCCAGUGCGUCUGUCUCAGAUGCCAAUGCUGAAGAGAAGGGCAAGAAGGCGAAGAAGGCAAGCGGCUCAGAGGCUUCCACCCCGAAAGGCAAGAACACGCAGGAGGAGAAGAAGGGUGCGAAGAAGGAUGACAAGAACAAUAACAAGAAAGAUGAGAAGGAGGAUGAGCAGAAGGGCGAAGAGAUCGUCUACAAGUUGAAGCCCUACUCGACCACCUUGGCUUGCGGCGUGAAGGCCAAUAACCGCCAGAUCUUCCAGGUCAACGUCCCCGGCGGCACCUUGGACCAGAACAAGGAGAUCGCCAAUGCCCUGAUGCAGGAGCUCAAGCAAGGGACCAGCUUGGAAGAUGUGCUCUUCUUGAAGGACAGCAUGAUUGAUGAGACUGUGCAGCACAUGAGAUCUCAGAAGGGUCCGGAAGAGCAUGACUGA